UGUACUCAAAUCUAGCUUUCUGCCCUCGAGCAGAGCUGCUGACACUCCACUUGACAGGCGAGUUAGACAUGAAUAAUGAUAACCACAUGAGCUCAGGUUAAAACGCUGACAACACGCCUUCCCUCAGCAGUCCUCCUUCAGGUCACUGUCUGAGGCACUGCACUUUCCCCCAGUUCAAGCUAACGGCUAACGGUGCGGCUGCGUGUAUGGGUCCUCUUCAGCGAGACGUGUACCUGAGGCUCAGCUUACCCAUCUUUUUCACGGCUUUUCUCUUUUUCGUCGACGUGUUUAUCGAAACCAAAUCCUGCCAUGUGGACACGGGGGGUCAGACCUUCAACUUCAGCUCCAACCAGGGAUCCGACGAGGGCAACAUUACACAUCAGAGUCAUCACAUGAAACGGGUCUGUGUGCACGGUGGAGGGCUCUUUUGCGUACGGACAAGCGACCUACAUGACGGGUCUCCUCAUUGGCUCCAUAUUCGGAGGCGCGUUAUCUGACAAGUAUGGAAAAAAGGUCCUGUUGGUGGGCAGCUCUGUUCUUCACUCGGUGGUCGCGCUGCUCACUGCGUUUCUCCCCCACGCGCUUUUCUACCUGAGCGCGCGCUGCAUGGCGGGAAUCGCCUGCUGUGCCGUUCACAUCUGCACCUACAGCCUGGGAGUGGAAUGGAGUUUACCAAAGUAUCGUAUCUGGCCGACCACUCUUCUCUCCUUCAUCUUCAGCUUGGGCAUGAUGGCGCUGGCUGCUGUGGCUUACCUCACCAACAGCUGGAUGCAGUUCCAUCUGGCUCUAGCCCUUCCACAGAUACUCUGUCUGCCCCUCUAUUUCUCAAUUCCAGAAUCUCCGAGAUGGCUUCUUCUAAAUAAGAAGACUCACGUUUUAGAGGACUACCGCAGUAGGAGUCCAGAGGACAGGCAUUAUCUUGAUUUGCUAUUGGACACAGUGGGGAAUGAGUGUCAGAAGACAAACAACGAAGAAACGGAUAAUAAACAAUGUUCUGAUUUCACCCACUUUAAAUCAUCCACUAUAGUUCUGCGUCUGUUCGUCAUGAGUUUUAUUGGGGUGGCAUCUGCCCUCACCUAUUAUGGAAUCUGCUUCAGUGUGGGGAGUUUUGGUGUGGAUAUCUAUUUGGCUCAGUUCUUCUCGGGGCUGUCAGAGUCUCCUUCACUCUUCCUGCCACUUCUGCUGGCACGAUGGGGUCGUAGAUCCUUCAGCAUGGCAAGUCUGCUGCUCAGCGGAGUUGGCUGCUUGCUCUCUCUCCUCAUCUCCAAGUUCUGUGACAUACCCGCUCUGGUGAUGGCCCUCGCUCUGCUGGGAAAGCUUUGUGUGCAGGCGACGACCUGUGUUGCUCUCCUCUACGGCAUAGAGCUGUUCCCUACUGUUAUAAGGCAGAAGUGUGUGGGCCUGGUGAGUCUAUGUUACCGGGUGGGCUGCAUUGUAAAUGCAGUGGUGGCUCCUAAGGGUGGAGUCUCUCUGGGAGCCAUGAUCUGUUACAGCAGUGGACCCAUCCUGGGGGCAGGGCUGUGCUUGUUGCUCCCAGAAACCAGCGGCAUUCCUUUACCGGACACAGUCCAGGACUGCGAGAAACAACCCAGGCUGAAGCUGGAGCUGGGAUCCUGCUGUGCUCAGUGGUCAACAAAUCACAAACCAAAAAAGGAACAUGCCUUCACUAAGGCAAAAGACUUGGAGAGCCAAUUGGAAUCCAGUGCCAUUUCUUCAUAGUCAAAUCCCAUGAAUUUUAUGAGGCAUCCUCUGC
Molecule: messenger RNA, 1753 nt
Organism: Colossoma macropomum (tambaqui)
Lineage: Eukaryota; Metazoa; Chordata; Actinopteri; Characiformes; Serrasalmidae
Product: solute carrier family 22 member 13
Exons: 10
Coding region: 451-1719 (422 amino acids)
Biological process (GO): transmembrane transport
Molecular function (GO): transmembrane transporter activity
Source: RefSeq, a predicted model, not a curated record